CGGGCCGGGUCUCUUCGCAGUGCGCGCCAUCAGCACGACGAUAUCCGCUUGAGCAGGCGGAUUCAAGGAGCAAUAAAGGAAUGGCGCAAUAAACUGCGUUACUUGACCGAUCAUGUGUGCGCUAGUGUCUUCCCAGCUCACACGAGCCCUGCUGGACGAAUGGCAACAUCGGUUAGCGAACGCAAACGCCUUCGAGGAGAUCAUCUCCGUGGCGCACGAAAUUUGCCGACUCAAGAGCUCUACCACCGACGAUCGGUCGCUAAACACACAAGGACUGACCGAUCAGCUGUGUUUGUUGUUGAGCAACCGAGCACCAGUCUCGGUACGCAAAGUAAUAUGUAAAGCAUACUUCAGGGUGAUGCUACGGGAACUGGAUAGCACCACAACGAAUACUCGAGGAUCUUUCGAUCCGGCACGGCGGCCGAUCCCAUUGCAAGCGUUACCGGCGUUACUCGAACACACCUUAGUCGGUGCCGACGAGCCGCUCGAUAGCACAAUCGUCUACGGUAUACUACAGUCCAAGUUUUUGCCCCAAACGACCGUUCUGUUUCCCCUCCUGCAACAGCAGAUCGUGACACGAACGGUCGAGCAGUUCACUGGAUAUCGAGCCGGCAGUUUUCCGCAGUGGUACGGCACGGUUAUCGAGAAUUUGAUCGCACUUCACGAGACGCAUGCCCUUCCCGCACUUGUGCAGGACUAUGAUCAGCUUUGGCCCCAUGUUCUGGUCAACCUCGAUUCACCGUACGCUGGCAUACGGGAAAGCACACUGAAGCUGCUCCGGGCAAUGUUGUGCCAUGGUGAGUUGCUGCGCCAUGCCAACCUCUCCUGUACCGUGGCGAGCUGGUCAUGGUUGAAUCGGAACAAGUUUCACGUCGUUGCCUUGCUGAUCGAGCAGCAACCGUAUGCACUAGCACUGGAAACUGCUGGCCUACGUGGAGUCCCCGUCACAUGGGGAGACGUACUAGAAGUAUCGCUACAACACAAGCAUCUGCUACCGGGUGGUCAAGCGCUACUGCGCGCACUGUACAGCAAGCAGUCCGAGACAGAUGUCGUGCAGCAGAUUCGGGGGCUGCUAACCAAAGCCAGUAUCGCCGAUUGUAUCUACAUAGUAAGGUACUGGUUACACCUGUUGACAGCGGCGCACCGCGGUCAACUGUAUCAACAGCUUCAACUAGAUUUACCCAUCACGGAUGAAUAUGCAACUGCAGCUAGAAACCGGCCGGCCAAUAGGCUCUUUAUACUUUUCGCAUAUGGGUUUCGCGUACAGUACGAAAAACACAUUCAACUGCCGGAGAUAUUACGGCAGCUGUGCACAGUUGCAGGGCCGAAUAAGACACGUACACAGCUGGAACGGUGCAUGUUGAUGGAGACGUUUGCCCAUCAUGCGAUGGCUGCGCUAGCAGGCGUAUUACUGUGCAAUGGAUCAUUUCAUCCACCGGCGAUGGAGCAGAUAUUGCAGCAAUCUGUCCGCGGCAUCACGCUGCUCACAGCAGGACGUGUCCAGUCUAGCUUGGAUUCCAAAUUCCGGCUUAUCGCUGCCAUCGAGUGUAGGAAGCUGAUGGAAAAGGUGCUGCACGUUUUGCUAGAACUGCAAGGCACCGAAAGUGAUCUGCACACUUUGCACGAUGUAAAGCGGAGCAUCGAUGAAGUGUGUGGUGUCAUCGGUACCGAAACAAACGACACUACGUGCAACCGAACUGUUAUUCCAUAUGGCGUCACACAGGAGCAUGCAAUGAGUCAGCUGGUCACCAAGACGGCAGACCUGUUGAUAGCGCAACAGAUCCAUCGGCACGACUUUUACUACGCUGCCGUUGUUAUAGGGAAACGUAACGGAUCAGGCCAACUAACCACGAUCGUGGACGAGUUAGGCGAGUGGUUGGACGUUUGCCGAGCUUUUCGCGAUCCUAUAAUACCACCAACGAAGCCAAUAUUUGAAAGCCUUUGGACGACGGUGUUGGGUAUCGCAGAACUGGCAAUAAAACUAUUAACCGUGGCUAAGAGUGACAACUGGUGGACUGGCUCUAGUGUGACUAACGAAUACAAUAGCUUGCUCAGGUUGUUGAAGCAUUCACCAGCCUGGAACGCUCAUCUGGGAACGAUCGCCAAUCACCAGAAGCACGAUAGCGGGAAUAAUUUGUACGAAAAGCCGAUAAACGAACUUCGCGAUAAGCUGUGGCAAACGGUGACGUCGUCGGCGAAGUUGCUCGCUAGCUAUGGUAUUUGGCUGUUGCAAUGUUGCCACGCCGAUGCUUACACAGCGAGUACGUUUCAGAAGAUUUUAUACCAAUUAGUGCGGUGUCAGCUCGAAUGCAUUCACCCACGGCAGCUACUAUCUAUCAGCGGCAACCUCGGUCGGUUGCUGCAGUGCGUAGGCAAGACAAAAUUACGCCUACUGUCUUCCAAGCCAUGCAACGAGCGGAAAGUGGCCGAAACGAUCAUCGCAUGCUUCGAAUCGCACGUCAACCAGUUCUUCGCGUACCACUCGUCGGCGGACACGACGCUGGCGUACCGGAAUCACCGGGGAUUCUUCUCGUUCGUCGCUCUGUUCAUCCGCUACGAUCUACAUAGUGGUGUGGCCGGCUCGUUUUGGUACAAAUUUCUUGACGACCGGCUGGGCAUUCCUUCCUCGGAAUGUGCCGCCGAAUGGGGUAACAGAGUGGGUCAGCGGGCAGACCGACUAGUGGGAAAGGUGGGUGCGCUGGAGAUGCAUCUACUCGCCCUGCUUGCCGAGGAUUCGUCGCUGACCGAGGCGAUGCUGGAGCGCGUUGACGAGUUACUGAUACUGGCGCUUGUGCGGACGGGCUCCGCGCGAUGGAUCGAGCGCAAUGCGGCCAUCACGCUGUGGUCCACGCUCGUCACCAAGCUGACUGGGUUGCUACCGACCGACACCACCGAAUCGUUGCUGUGUGAUUGGGUGCCACUGCAGAUGUCACUCGAUAUGCUCGUUUACAAGGUACCGCGUGCCUCGCGCUACAUACUGCUGUCGCUGCAGCAGGUGGCGAAUAGGAUGGAGAACAGAUCGGAAGCAAUGAUUACGGUGGAUGAAUCCUGUACGUUGGUACCGCUACUCUCGUUUCUGGCAAGGGUUGAAUACCGUGGAUACGGCAUUGAGGAUGUACAGAUAUAUGUGGUCGAACUGCGCACAUUGCUGUAUAAGCUAUUGCCGCACAUGAACCAUAUUGUGCGUCAGCAGAUCGCCAUUUGCUUGGCCAAUGCGCACGAUAGUUGUCAACUGGAGACAUUUCUUGUUGACAAUAUUCCGCUACUCUUUGCCGCCGAAAAGGACCAAAACUUCCGGCACGGGAUUUGCCUGGCUCUGCUCGCCGCCGCGCGCAAAUUCAAAGGCCAUCAAUAUUUUCUGCUGGGCCGCCACGCAGGGGAAACUCUCAGUUCAUUUAAAUCGAUAGUGGAAUCACUCUAUAGGCAAGGUAAAGCAAUGGCUGCUGCUCCUCUUCUUCCAUCGAUCACAAACGGACUCUAUCGGAUCAGCCUGGCAGAUCUAUUGCACUACCUAGGUUUCAAUCCUUCCGAUGACGUCGUUCAGGGACUACUCGGAGCAUUUGCCGAAAACGACGGGUGCUGGCGGCUGGGCACACCGGAUUGCACCAUAAAGCAGGAUGCAAUGGACGAUGACUACGACGACGACACCAAUGGCCACGAAGAGGAACUGUGAAGGAAGGUCAAGCUAUCGUGAUGUGAUUUCGAAUAGAUUUACUUGCCACCUUCCGGCGUGCAAACCCGCAAGGAAUUUAAAACACCAGGCUCUUACUGCAAUUGAAUCAAACGCUGGAUACCUUCGAAGUGAUUUGUUAUUAUUGGACCUUUACAUGUAACGAGGACACAACCCUCUACAGCCUUACCUGCAUUCUCCGCGGAGAUGCCAUAAGAUGAUGCUGGAGCGAAAAGCCGCAAUAAAGGGUGAUAUGAACACAGCAGGUACACGAAUGAUUACUUGGUCUGACCUUCUAACGAUGUGAAGGCUAAUAAUACUUUUACUUCCGAAUACAAUUGGUUCGAACCCUGGAGGCUGGUCACAGGAUGUGUGAUGGGUCUGAUCUCACCGAACUGA
Anopheles darlingi is the source of this 4069-nucleotide messenger RNA. RefSeq lists its product as uncharacterized. NCBI's taxonomy places the organism in Eukaryota, Metazoa, Arthropoda, Insecta, Diptera, Culicidae. The record is from RefSeq and is a predicted model, not a curated record. The coding region runs from base 113 to 3673 and encodes 1186 amino acids. The transcript has 3 exons.